AUGACCGUGCAGUGGAGCAGAUGCUCAGGAGCCAGUUCCUACAAGAUCACAGCAACCUCCAAGAACUCCCUGGAUGCCUCAGCCUUCGCCCAGUUCGGUGCCAACUCUGUGAUGGGCUCCAUCAACUCUCUAACCCCCAACAACAUGUACAUCAUCAGGGCUGAGGCCAUGGAUAACAGCCUGAAUGUUUUGAGCCAGGCUGAAGUAGAAGAGACCACCGCUUCUGAGGUGCCCACCAUCAACAUGGCAACAUCAAAACAGAGUGAGAGCAUGACCGUGGAGUUCACUCAGGUGUCCGGUGCCACUUCCUACAUCCUGCGUGCCGAGACCGCCGACAUGUCCUUCUUCUGCGAAACCAAGGUGUCCUCUUCCCCUGGGACCGUGCUCAACCUUCAGGCCUACACCGACUACACUCUCAGUGUCAUGUCCGUCAACAGCGGAGGCAGAAGCCAGCCUUCCCUCCCUGUGGUAGCAAAGACAGUGGUUGCUGCGCCCAAGCUCAACUCCACCUCUCCCAGCAAUGACACCAUUGUGGUGGGGUGGGAGCCUGUGGACCACGUUUUCCUAUACACCAUUAGCAUCAUCAUGGAGGGCUCAGACAGCAGGGUGAAGCUCAACACCACUGACACCAGUGUGACCUUCUCUGGCCUGGAGGCUGGGACAACCUAUUGCAUCAAGGGCAACGCUUGGGACUCCGAGAAAAGACAGGGAGACGACUUCACCGUCUGCCAAAUCACACGUCCAUGCAUCCCUGUGCUCACUGAGUUGGAGGUGAGGAUGGUGGGCUCUGAGGCUGGUCUGUCUGUGUCCUGGGCUCCAUCUCAGGGGGCAGGGGAGUACCUGGCCUUCAGCUCCGAGGGGCUGAACUGUACCUCUACCACCGGCGCCUGCACCCUGGCCCCCGUGGGGUGUGGCCAGAGACACACCGUCACCGUGACAGCCAUCAACGAGGGAGGACCCAGCAUCCCUUCUGCUCCUGAGGAGUUCAUCACCUUCCCCUGCCCACCAGAGCCUCUGCGUGUGGAGGAGACCAAGGCAGGUAAUUGCUCUGUGUUGUGGGACGCCAUUCCCUACACCGACACCUACGUGGCCUUCAUCAAGAGGGAUGAUGGUCAGGAGGAGAGGUGCAACACCAGCUCCACCAGCUGUAACUAUCACUGCCAGUGUGGAUACACCUACCUGAUGACUGUGUUCGCCUUCAGCCCGGCUGGAUCCAGCCCACCGGGCCCCGUGCUCAACUACACCACCUUACCCUGUUGUCCCGAGGAUGUGUUCAUCUCCCUGGCCUCCCCCGGCACCCUGGAGAUCAUGUGGUCAGCAGUGCGCGGGGCUGAGGUGUACGAGACGCGGGCGGUGGAAGGGUCAGAGGUCAUCCUGUGUAACGACACGGCACCCGUGUGCGCUCUCUCCGACCUCACCUGUAACAGCCCCUACAGUGUGGUGGUGAUCCCCUGUAAUGAGAUUAGAGGGUGCAACCACACCUGCAGAUCACACACCAAGGAGACAGCUCCCUGUAUGCCAGAGAUCCUGAAUGUGACCCAGAUCAACACCACCAGUGUCAAUGUCAGCUUUAGUGCUCCCAACAGAGCAGGUGCAACCUACAAAGUGAGCGUAGUGGCCCAGGACAACAGAAACACCUGCACUUCCAGAGGAACUUCCUGUGAGAUACUUGACCUGCCCUGUGGCGAGGUCUAUGAGGUCAGCGCCAUAGCAACCACCACCGUGGGCGACAGUUUUCCCAGCUACAGUGUUCCACUGGAAACAGCACCCUGUUGCCCGGCAACCCUUAACGUUGAACAGGUGACUCAGGCCAUGACCAAUGUCACCUGGUCGAUGGCGAGAGGCACACACACCUACAUGACCUCUCUGACCUCACCGAAAGGCAACGCCCGCUGCCACACCCUGGACACCCACUGCCUGAUGGGAUGCAUCACCUGCGGAACAAACUACACCGUCAGCAUGGAGGCCAUCAGCCGCACUGGACACAUGUCUGAGUGCACCUAUCAUGGCUUCUCAUCCAGUGCUUGUUGUCCAUCGGGCGUGAAGCUGUACAGGAUGGCCAACAACACGCUGCGUGUAUACUGGCGUUCCACUGGCGGUCUCCAUAACUACACGGCCAAGAUGGUUGGUAGCCAGUCCAACUACACCUGCACCCCUCCCCCCGGGGGCAACGCCUGUGAAGUGCCGGAGAUCAUGUGUGGGGACGUCUACAACGUAGUGGUGGCCCCUCUCACCCAGGACGGAGCCAUGGUCCAGUUCUGCCCCCAGAGGAUGUACUCAGUUUCCUGCUCGGGAAGCAAUGUUGGAAUGGUAAUCUAUCGAGGAAAGAGAAGUCUGGACUAG
Messenger RNA from Salvelinus namaycush (lake trout), 2343 nucleotides. Its product is annotated as fibronectin type III domain-containing protein 7-like. Gene Ontology annotation, molecular function: protein binding. The coding region runs from base 1 to 2343 and encodes 780 amino acids. The transcript is spliced from 11 exons. Lineage: Eukaryota; Metazoa; Chordata; Actinopteri; Salmoniformes; Salmonidae. The record is from RefSeq and is a predicted model, not a curated record.